UACGAAACGUCGAGACCGACAGGUCCAACCCUACUUCAACGAAAACAUCCCCCCAGGCGCCCAACAUAGGUCCUCAUACAUCACCAGUUGCGCCGCUCCCGAUAUCGACCCAUACCGAAAACCGUACUGCUUGCGACGAAAACGACGACAACCUUGAUACAAGCCCAGCCACAAACAACGUCCGCUCUCCCCACUUCACCACCACGACGUCGUCGCCACCAUCCCGCGAUCCCUCCCCGUCGAGGGACGACGUGGUGACCGAAGAUCCGGUCGACUCCAAUUCGAUUCCGCUUGCCAAUCUUCAACCUGUCGCCUCUAAUCCGCCAUCACGACGGCCCGAUAACGCCCCGUCUCCUCGUGAGGCACCGGGUCAGCCGACGAGGACUCAGUCUCCCGAAUCCGAACCCAAGGGGUCUGAACCCCUCGCAUCCUCGUCCAUGUCUUUUUUGACCAAGAACAUUUGGCCCAAAGAUGGGAGGAAUCGCUCUCAUGUUCCGGCCAUGCCGGUUUGGAUCGCAGGCGUCAGGAUUCUACAGCUCGUAAGGACACCACUUUCCGGCCCAGCUACACCAACAAGAUCGGUUCCCGUCCUCGCCAUUGCGACGCUGGGGAUAACAGUUUUUGGGCUCACCACUAUGCAGAAAGCCACGGGCUAUCGCAGAAUAACGUCCUUCAGCGGUACAGAGGGUUUCCCAUUCUCAUGGUUCGCUUUCGCCUGGACCUUCUCCUAUCUGACAUGGCUCGGAGUAGCCGUCAUGUUCAUUCCCGUCAUGUACAACUGCUGGGUGCAUCUGGGCCUUGAGCUACUCACCGUCGUCUUCUGGUUGAUCACCAUGGCCCUGCUUGCCAGUCAUGCAGAUGAUCUCGACUCCCUCGAUGCCUUCAUCGUGACGUUCGGUCCCAAGUAUGAAGUGUACUAUAAGAUGAACGUCGAGCCGUUUGCGGAUGGCUUCGUAGCCGCAACGUUUGCCGGGACAGCUACCUCCGUUGUCAACUUUGUGCUCUUUAUCGUCACCAUCAGUGUCUUUGGCCGCGCUCUUCAUGCGCUACGUAAAGCGAACUUGGAAAAGGCACCCAGCACUACCGAUUCGCAAAAGACUAUUCAGGCUGAAGGGGACAAGAUGGUAGCCUCUCCGCAAAUGACUUCCGCCGUCCCGACGUACAUCCACUGGAACCACCAAUACCCACCUCCUCAACACCCCCACGCAUACGCCUACUACGGCCAGCCGUACGCACAAUCACCACACUCGCAAACGAACCCGUCUCCACCGAACUCUGUGCCGCCGCAUGGCUUCCAACCGGCGUAUUUCCCCGGCAGCAAUUGGCCACCACAGCCUCCUCAACAACAGCCGCCCCCCGAAGGCGGCGUCUGGCCGGCCCAGAACUACGGAAUGUACCAGCAGCAGGUGCCCAUCGGACCUCAGCACACGGGUCAGUCUGGCAGCAUGAUGGGCUCCCCCCAGUUCCCCAUGGUUCAACCCAUGCCGGCCAGCAAGGCGGAUCUACCAGGGGUUUACCCAACACCACCACCGGGCAGUGCAACUGUAGGACCCGGAUACCCGCCGCAGCAACCACCACCUCCGCUAGCACCGGUGCCCGGCACCAUACACUCGCCGGUAGAAUUGAAUGAUGGACUAGGGGAGGAGAAUAUGCCGGCAGAGCUACCAAGCAACCCUCCAAGGUCGCCCAGAUGAGCACGUUUGCCAUUUACACCAAAACCAAGAAAGCGGAUGUCGCUUUUGGGAGAUAUACAGGGUAUACGGAGUCAUGAUUUUCAAGGACAAGUUUUCCGGCGUAU
Molecule: messenger RNA, 1798 nt
Organism: Colletotrichum godetiae
Lineage: Eukaryota; Fungi; Ascomycota; Sordariomycetes; Glomerellales; Glomerellaceae
Exons: 6
Coding region: 438-1694 (418 amino acids)
Source: RefSeq, a predicted model, not a curated record